UCAAACUCCUGGUGCCUCUAUUUGAACUGACUUUGUCUGUGGAUCUACUGACUGUCUACUAAAUAGAAUGCUGAAGAAUUGUCAAUGCCACAGAGGUCUUUAUGCAAAGUGAGGAUUCUGAUGAAGAUGACUUGUGCGCAAUUAGCGAUAAAUGGACUUUUCAAAGAAGCAGUAAGAGGUGGUCCCGACUGGAUGACAUUGAUGUGCUGUUUCCCAGGCAAGACAGUCAGCUUUCUGCAGGUGGCACAAAGUUAAAAAAUACAACUAGCAGUGAAAGUGUCCUCACUGAUCUCAGUGAGCCUGAAGUCUCCUCCAUUCACAGUGAAAGCAGUGGAGGAAGUGAUAGCAGGAGUUCAGCUGGUAGAACUGUAGAAAGAAACUGUGCAACCACAGAACAUCCAGAGAGAUCUCUUCUAAACUGUGCUGAACCCGCAGUAAUGCCAGAUUCCACCUUACUGAAUAGCUCAUUGUCUCAGACUCCAAAAGAUCUUACAAACUAUAGUUUUGGUCUAAAAACUGAAAGCGCAAAAGCAAAGGCUAAGAAUCUUCUAAAGCGUAUGGAAACAUUGAGACCAAGAACUUCUCAUAAAUUCAAGGGAACGAUGCGAUCUGGACCAUUGGUUAUUAGCUCACCUGUAUUGCAACAAGAGCCUGAGUCACUAAGGACCAUGCAAUGUAUCGAGAUAGUCAAUGGAAGCUUAAGUAAUUUAGCAAAAGAUACAACCAAAAGUGGAUUUUCAUCAUUGGCUCAAUCCAGUAGUGAUAGCCACUCGGAAACCAGCAGCAGCGCUGUAAGUACACCAUGUUUAAAAUCACGGAAGAGACGUUUUACCAACAAACGUAGUGGCAUGUACCUUGAAGACAUAGAUUUCAUGUCAGGAACAACAACAAAGCAAGUGGCAGAUCAGAAUCGUAGAAAUGAAUUUCGUUCCCAAGAAAACCUUGUUGUUCACAUUCCAAAGGAUCACAAACCAGGCACUUUUCCAAAGGCACUCUCCAUUGAAAGCCUUUCUCCGACUGACAACUACAAUCCUGUAAACUGGCGAACUGGAAGCAUCUCUCUUGGAAAACAGAAAUGCAACAUUAACAAACCCAAGAAUUGCUAUCCAAAAGGAAGCAGGAUCAGCAUCUAUGACAACGUACCUGGAUCCCAUUUAUAUGCCAGCACUGGUGAUUUGAUGGACUUGGAAAAAGAAGAUAUUUUUCCUCACUUAGAUGAUAUCUUACAGCAUGUGAAUGGACUGCAACAGAUUGUAGACCACUGGUCAAGAAACGUGUUACCUGAAAUACAGGAUGAUGAGCUCUCUGUCUGUGAACGCCAAUUCCACACGUCCAAUCAAAUAAUGCUUGACUUUGAAAGGCAUUCUAUGUCAGAUGGUCAGACUACACCCAGUGACCUUGAUCGAGAUGGUCAAUCCCUGAAUGAAUCUGAAGCUGUUGGACUAAGAGACCGCAGGGACUCUGGGGUAGGGGCAUCUUUAACCAGACCUAGCAGACGUCAAAGGUUACGGUGGCACAGUUUCCAGAUUUCACAUCGACUUAGCCUCACUUUAGCUUCACUACAGAUCAGCAAUCAGUCAGCAGCUCAGCUCAACUUGCUGCAGAAGUUUUCCCUCCUUCGACUCACAGCAAUAAUGGAGAAAUAUUCACCAUCAAACAAACAUGGGUGGACCUGGUCUGUGCCCAAAUUCAUGAAGAGAGUGAAAGUACCUGACUACAAAGACAAGAAUGUCUUUGGUGUGCCUUUGGUAGUUCAUGUACAGAGGACAGGACAGCCUCUCCCUCAGAGCAUUCAGCAAGCCAUGCGUUACCUAAGGAACCACUGUCUAGAUCAGGUGGGUCUGUUUCGGAAAUCUGGGGCCAAAUCCCGAAUUCAAGCUCUUCGACAGAUGAACGAAGCUUCUCCAGACAAUGUUAGUUAUGAAGAUCAGUGUGCCUAUGAUGUAGCCGAUAUGCUGAAGCAGUUCUUUCGAGAUCUCCCAGAUCCUCUCCUGAGUAGCAAGCUAGGGGAAACUUUCCUGCAUAUCUAUCAGUAUGUUCCCAGGGAGCAGCGGCUACAGGCAGUGCAGGCAGCCAGCAUGCUGAUGUCGGAUGAAAACCGUGAAGUUCUGCAAACCCUUCUUUGUUUCCUUAGUGACGUGACUUCUGUAACAGAAAAUCAGAUGACUCCCAUGAACCUUGCCGUUUGUUUGGCACCCUCCCUCUUCCACCUGAAUUUAAUUAAGAAAGGCUCCUCCUCCCCAAGGUAGGCCUCUUGCUUCCUGGGUAUUAUGAGUCCAACUGAACAGUAUAAUUAGCAUAAAACAAUUGGCAUGUUUUGACCAUAUUUAUGGGUAGCAGAGGUUCAAAAUAAUUUGACAACACUGCCAGCCAACAAAGUUCCGAUCCUGAACUAAACCUAUAGUGAUGUGUUUCCAUUGAUUUUAAAAACUAAUGAUUAAAGUAUUCUGCCAUAUUUCAAAUCCGUAUUGCUUCUGUAGUUAUAAUCCUGAGUCGGUGCUUUUCAAGUCUGAAUCUUUUUUGAUGAUUUUUGAUCUGAAAUAGCAAAGCUUGAUCCAAUUAGAAUCAUAAAGUUGAAUACACAGAGGCCAUUAUAUUUUGUCUGUGACAAUUCUUUGCUCGAGGGAACUGUUCUUACCCAUAGACAUUUUUUUUCCAAAUGUUUAUCCAAUUUUCCUUUUGAAAGUUGAAAUAACUUCUAUGUAAUCUGCUCUCUGUGGUAAUAUAUGGUAUGCUCUCUCAGCCUGAUAAGUGAAGAAAUUGCUCCUAUUAUCUUUCAUUGUUCUUUUAGAAUCUACAAAUUGAUAACCCCUCAUAGACAAUAUCCUGACAGAUUAAUACACUUUACAGUCUUUUAUUAGCUUCCCAAAACGGCACGUAAUAUUUUAAAUUUGGCCUAAGCAAUCUUUUGUAAAAAGUCGCCAUGAUUUGUGCUGACUCUGUGCUGUUAAUUACAUCCCCCUCAUGGGGCCUUAUCUAUUUUUUUAGAUUUAGAUUCCCUACAGUGUGGAAACAGGCCCUUCAACCCAACCAGUCCACACCAACCCUCUG
Messenger RNA from Chiloscyllium plagiosum (whitespotted bambooshark), 3051 nucleotides. Lineage: Eukaryota; Metazoa; Chordata; Chondrichthyes; Orectolobiformes; Hemiscylliidae. The record is from RefSeq and is a predicted model, not a curated record.